This is a messenger RNA of Paramuricea clavata, 5201 nucleotides long. Lineage: Eukaryota; Metazoa; Cnidaria; Anthozoa; Malacalcyonacea; Plexauridae. The record is from the annotation of a GenBank genome assembly.
UUAAAAAAGAGCUAGACUGUGUGAAGUAUGCUGUUUCCACUCGCGAUGAAGAUCAUGACAUUUAUGAUUACAAAGAAAGAAGGGGAAUAAUGGAAGUGGAAAAUCCUCAACUCAAGAUUAAAAUAACAGGUUAUAUUUUACAAAUAAUGAAUGUUGAAUGCAAUGACAAAAUUAUUUUCAUAUUUUAUUCCUCGUGUAAUUUUCCAUUCCAUCGAGGCCACGGCCGAGUGAAAUGGACAAUUCCAUCUUUCACUGAAUGAAAAUAUUAAACUAUUGCAUGAAUGAAAGCAUUCAUUAUUUGUUUUAUGUGACACCAAAAUACUGAAAAUAGAUCACUUUUGUCGAAUGUUUAAGUCAAUUAAGUACAAGACAAAUACAUACCUUGUUCAAAAUUAAAACAUUUAAAAUCUAUCAAAAAAGUCCCAACAAAUGUUUUAUUGAAGAAAUAAUGUAUGAUAAUGGUCGUCAUUUAUCGCCAAAAAUUAUCGUAAACAUUAUCGUAAAGAAUAUUGUAGCUAUCUUUACACCCGCGAUUUUGCUUCGCACGAGUUAUGUAUUUGAAUUUAAUUCUAUCCGUGAAAAUUAUAAUUAAAUGAGCUAUACGAUUACGUUACAAAUAGGAUUUUGAAUGAUUGAAGUUAGCUAAUUAAAAAUUUACUUUCCAAAAUAGGCCUAAUUGUAGUGGUAAAGACUGCCCCAAACUGCCCAAGCUUCCAUAAAGUUUUCGCAAAUUUUGCGGAAGUUCCAGUUUAGCCAAUAUUUUCGAACUGUGGUGUUUUUUAUUCAUGCACCCUGUUAAUUAAUGCUUUAAUUGUAACUUGAGAAUUAGUAUCUUUGUAGGUAUUCUGGCAGAAGAAAUUGGGAGACAGCUGAUAAUGCUUUUCCAGAACUUGGGUGACAAUGGUGAGAAAAGAAACAAAGUUUGCCUUGAUUGCUCUACUUGUAAUCAACUUUUCAUCUGUGAUUAUCUUAUUAUGUAUAGCACAGAAAAUCCAAGCAAUGCAUGUAGCUCUAAAAUGUUUACAUGCAGGCGGCUGGAAAUUUCCAGAUGGGAGGUAGAGUGAGUAGGGUGGAGGGAAGGUCUGAUGGGCCACAUUAUUAUACUCUUUAUUUGCAACAGAUUUGAAGUUGCAAACUUCAGUGUUAUUAACUAUAAGGUUGACUUCUGUGGAGUUAUAUAAUAUCCUUUAUAGAUCUCAAAAAUUCUUUGUUUCAUAAUAGACGAUUAAUCUCAUUAGAAAUAACCUGAUCAAUCAAUCUCGUAAACAUUAGAUAUAGCCCUAUACGAUUAGUAACUAUGUAUACACUUACCUUCAAACUCCUUAUUUUACUUCCCAAUGAUCAUUAAUACAGUAGCAACUGACAAAGUUUUAUUCAUCCAUAUUAUCCAUCUGAACCUCUUGAAGCGCGUUUCCUAUUUCCAAAGAUUGCGUCAAAAUGAUAGUUGAAUAAAAGGGUUUGUUGAGGGAAAUUUUGAGUGUGAAUUUUAUACAUUUAUUAGACCUAUAUUCCAGCUCUUGCAGGAAUCGAACCUGCGGGCCGGCAAUUCCAGUGCAGCGCUCUAACCAACUGAGCUACAAAGGCCAGUUGUCGAGCUCUAACCGCAAGUGAUUGGGGAGAGUUAAUUUAACUAAGGACAACCUUUUUUUAGGAUUGAUUUACUGUAGAAAUUAAGCCUUAGUACUGGUGCACAGUUUUACUAAUUAAAAUGGAUUGAAGCCCAAUAUAUCAUGCUUUUAAUUUAUGACAGCGAAAUACAAUGUAACUUAGAUACGAAUGUCUUAAAAUAUGUCAGAGAAUUAGUAUAGGUAAUCAUGCGAUGGCGAGUACAAUUAGGGAUUAACAGUACGAGUGAUGUUUGGAAAUUUUGCCAAAAUUGGACGAGCCGCCGGGGCGAGUUCAAUUUGGCAAAUUUCCAAACAUCACGAGUACUAUUAAUCCCUAAUUUGUACGAGCAACAUCGCAUGAUUACUUGUUUAUUACUAGCAUGACAAAAUUGGAUACGUACUUCUCAAUGUCAACAUCAUAUUCUCUCGCCAAAGCUCAGUCCUGCCAGACUUUGAACCAAAUUUUGGUGCUUUUGUUUGUAUUUUCAUUUAAUUCUUUUGUUCAAGCAAAAUUUGUUGCUUUUGUUCGUAUUUUCAUCUAGUUCUUCCACGGCAAUUUCAUUUCAGAUUUGUGUUUAAAUACCUUUCCGCCAUUUUGUUUGUUUUGGGAAAAUCAUUAAUUGUACUGCAGUACAAUUAAUGAAAUUUUGUACUCCUCUAGAUCUCAACCAAAUAUCAGCAUCCAGUAAUUUUGUCAUGCUAAUAACAAGUGUUUUAACAGUACGAUCGGAAAGCUUCGGAUUGAGAGUGGUUCAACUACCUGAAAAAUACAGGCAAAAAGUGCGUUUGGAAAGGCCUUCGCUCGAAACGUCGACGUUUUUCUUGUAUUUUUAGGCAGUUGAAUCCUUCUGAAACCACAGCUUUCUGGUCUGAUUGUCACACCACUUAUAUGCCGACAUACACCGAUCGAGGUUUUAUUAACAGUAUAAGACUCAAAUUAUCGAGUCGAACCUUCUUUGGAACGUAGAAUGUCCGUAUAAUAUAUACUGUAUAAUCACUUAUCAAUUUCAUUCGCAUGCUAUUCCUUAUAAUUAUCUUAUAGCUAUAUGUAAUCAUUUAUAUUAAAGGGUGUUACGAGCAGUUCUAUGUGGAACAGCAGAAGCUACUCAAUGGCCUAAAAGAGUUGGAAAAGAAGUUUGAGAAAGAUUAUUUCAAAGACCUUGAAUUGUCUGUAAAAUUAGAGGUAUUCCUCACCAAGAACUUUCGUUGACGUUUUUUAUUUGCUGUGCUGUUGUAUAAUUAUAUUGAUGUUGAAGGCUCUUUGCCCAAAAGAUACCAUGCCGAAAUGAAAAAAGCCACUCAAAAUGAGCCAAAAGCCAGUUUAACUAAAGGGUCUAGGAUACCUUCAUGAAAAUUACUCAUUUCCUUUAUACAUUCAAAAUUGUAUAUAAGCAAAUUUUCAUGUUUCUGAACAUAUCACAGGUGUGUUUUGGUUUACAAAAUGUUAUGGUGUGUUUAUUAUACCACAAAGGUUGAGCACAUGACAUACAAAAAUUGCAUGUCUAUAUGUGUGCAAUGCUAAAAAUAUUUUCAUGAAUUUAAAUGUUUGGGAAUCCAUCUUUCACCGAAUGAAAAUGUUUUUACUAUUCCACGAAUGAAAACAUUCAUUAUUUGUUUAUUAAAUAAUUUAUAUGACACCAAACUAAAUCAAUUUAUCGAUUUUUAUUGAUUUCAAUGCUUUACUCAAACAAAUAUACAUAUCUUAGUUGCAUGUACAAUGUUUAAAAUUAAUAGGAAUGCAACAAAUAUGUCCCAAGAAAUGUUUGAGUGGAGAGUUAAAUAAAUGUAAUAGUGGUAUUUAUUUAACUCAAUGCAUGUUUUGUAAAAAUAUUUUUUUAGCUAUUUUUACAUUUGGCUUGGCACAAAUUAUGCAUUUGAAUUUAAUUACAUCAGCCUCAUUAAAACUGUUGGUUUCACCCUAAGUCCCUAAUGAGAUAUUUAGGCAAGUGAGCGUGAUGAAGAAUUUAUAACAAACAUACUUGCUUGCAUGCAGGGAGGUGAGUCCGGGAUUGGACGCACCGAUGGUGGCUGGAAUUAAGUUUCCCGAACUCACCGAGCGAAGAGAGGUGGGUUCGGGAAACUUCCAACCACCCGAAGUGCGCCCAAUUCCGGACUCACCUAACCUGCGAGUAUGUUAGGUUUUUAUCACAUGCUAUUUCGGUAAAAAGUACUAAAGAAUUUACACAUUUUAGUAUAUAAUUUCUUGUUUGGAUAACGAACAUUUUAGCCGCUAACAUACUCCGCAAACAAACAAACGUGGGAUUAAAUUGAAAAAACAAUUCUCUGCAAUAUUCCCUUAUUCUUGAAAAAAGAAAAUGCACACAUUCUGCGAAAACAUUGCCAAGUAAACCGGCCCAUGCAAAACAAAACUCAACAAAUUUCGGCGGCCGUCUUUCUUCUCUUCCACUUUAAAUACAGAAUAUUCUAUUUUCAUCAAACAAAAUAAAAAAAAAUAAUUAUAAAACAAUUAAAAACAGUUAAUUAAUUAGUAUAGGUAAUCAUGCAAUGGCGAGUACAAUUAGGGAUCAUGAAUAGUACGAGUGAUGUUUGGAAAUUUUGCCAAAAUUGGACGAGCAACAUCGCAUGAUUACUUGUUUAUUAUUAGCAUAUCACAAAAUUGUAUACUUCUCAAUGUCAUCAUCAUAUUCUCUCGCUAAAGCCCAGUCCUGCCAGACUUUAACCAAUAUUUGGUGCUUUUGUUCGUAUUUUCAUUUAGUUCUUUUGUUCAAGCAAAAUUUGGCGCUAUUGUUCGUAUUUUCAUGUAGCUCCUCAAGGCUCAAGGGCAAUUUCCUUUCACAUUUGUGUUCAAAAUACCUUUCCGCCAUUUUGUUUGUUUUGGGAAAAUCAUUAAUUGUACUGCAAUACACAAUUAAUGAAAUAAUUGUACUCCUCUCAACCAAUCAGCAUCCAGUAAUUUUGUCAUGCUAAUAAUAAGUUAUUUAAAUCUUCAUUGGAAAUUUGUUCAAAUUGCUUCAUAAUGGCCACCGCCGAAACAUCGAUCUCGAACCCCCCUCCUAAACAUACGUCAGCAGGUGGGUUCGAGAUUGAACGAACCUCCUCGUAGCCAAUGGGAAAGCCGCCAAUGCGCUAGGUAUAAGGUAAUGAGGUAAACCAACCUGCUUUAUAUAAUCAAGAUGCUCUUCGGCAUUAUAACAUUGCUGAAGGAUGCAUAGUGUGCAAAUGCAUAAUUGCCUGAGAUCAAUCUGCAUGGGCCUAUUACGAUGUUACUGUUGGCACUUGCCCCUCUUUUUUUCUAUAUACAGUACAGUAUACUUGCAGUUUAUCAUAAUAAUUAACUUACAAGCCACACAUAAAAUUAAUGCACUCGAAACAGGCAGGAUAUUCUAUAUUUGCCUCUCAAAUGUACGUUGUAACCUGGAAUUGUUUUAACUUUAGGAAAGCAUAUUACUUUUUGGGCAACAUUUGAUGGAUGACUGUAUGAGAACUGCCAAGGAAGUGAUAGACGAUGUCCGGGCAAGGAAUGUUCCAAACGGCCCAUUCUUGAUCGCCAAAGCACAUUACAUCAUUUCUGCUGUCUAUAGACAGCGUGGAGAUUUUUCGAAGGCUCGGGAACACGUGGAAUAUUCAACUGAG